GUGCUUUUGGAAAUCAAAGAUUGGGCAAAAAAAGAAAAUGAAGAUAGAAAAGCCGAAAUUAAACAAAUAAUAAUAAAUAAUGCUAAAAUGGACGAAUUAAUCAAUAAAGUUGCGGAAAACUUGACAAAAUUGGAGAAUUGGAGAGAUGAGUUUAUAGAAGCAAGGGCUAAAGAAGAGCGAGAAGCAAAAAUAAAGCAACGUUGUUCCUUUGAUGAGGAAUUUGAUAUUGCAAAACCCUUAACUUGGGGAAAGUUAUUCGCCAGAAACGCAAUGGAAUUAGGUGCUGAACUUACUACAGCUAAAUUAACUGGAGCAAAAAGCGGAAUGGCCAAGAAGGCAUGUGAUGGAAAAAAUGAAUUAAAAAGUUCAAGUUGCAGCUUUGCAAUUAAUAAAUUAGGAGACGCUCCAUUAAAAGGUGCAUCAAAGUUAUGCGAAUGGUUAGAUACUAAAAAGAAGUAAAAAUAACAAUAAAUAAACG
Molecule: messenger RNA, 478 nt
Organism: Meloidogyne enterolobii
Lineage: Eukaryota; Metazoa; Nematoda; Chromadorea; Rhabditida; Meloidogynidae
Source: the annotation of a GenBank genome assembly